AUGUGUCGACAAAAUGGAUAUGAAUCUUCAAAUAAAGAGAGAAAGCGAGCAAACGACGGUGCGAUAAUCGAAAAACUCGUGGAAGAAUCGAAAACGUUUCAAUCCGUGAUCGAGAAGGAACAAACACCGCACUUUGUACUGUUUCAUAAGAGUUACAUCAUUGCCAUCAUUGAUUUCUCAACACCAUUUAAUAAUAACUUCAUCUCAUCCAAUCAUUCCUUCAUUUCGUGUGAACCAGUAUUUAAUACUAAACUUUUUUACAAACUGAAGUUCACAGUGUGUUCAUCAUCAUCAUUAAAAUUAUCUAGUCUUUUGUCCAAAUUUGGACAGGUACAGGAUACCAUUGUAACCUGUGUUUGCCUGAAUUAUCAGCACACAUUUAAAAGUGAUUCAAUGGCUUCAAUACCCUGUACCUCUUUCAGUGCUGCCAAAAUUCAUGAAAAUAUGAAGAAAGAAAAGCAGCAACAAAAACCACAGUUUAUGGGAGAAAAUUCUUUUUCAAAAGGAAAUGAAUUGCCUCCUACAUCAAAGUCUUUUUUGGAGAUUCUUACUCCACAUAACUAUAAUAGCAAAUUGAUGAACAGCAUUUGGGGUUUGUAUAAUAGAUAUGCACCAGAUGCUUUUCAGAAGAAUUCUGAAGGUUCACUCCCCAGAGCUGAAUUGGCUGCCCCUCAGGCCAAGACUUGGAGUCUUUGGACUUGGGGCCGCCUUAACUGAAGCUCUCUCAUUACCAGUCAACAUCCAAUAAGAAAUCAGCUAUCUGGUAUUGAGAAUUUUGCUUCAGUCUCAUCUUACCCAAUAUAUUGAAAUUGUUUGUUAUAACUGUAAAUGUUUAUUGUUCUGUAUUUACUAAUGUA
Molecule: messenger RNA, 857 nt
Organism: Centruroides sculpturatus (bark scorpion)
Lineage: Eukaryota; Metazoa; Arthropoda; Arachnida; Scorpiones; Buthidae
Exons: 7
Coding region: 1-717 (238 amino acids)
Source: RefSeq, a predicted model, not a curated record